ACACUUAAAUACAUUCCUCUUAAAGGCGGUUGAGAAUUACAGUAUACAGACACUACACAUCUGCUCAUCUACAGGCCUACAAAAACAUGCUCAGGUUCACACAGUGCCUACUAGUUCUGGUGAUGGCAAUUGUAUGUGUCACAACUACAAUGACCCAAGUUAUUUGCACUUCUGAUGCUGACUGCAAUCAAGACCAUUGCUGUGUACUGGAGUAUGGUGUUAGAUAUGGAGUUACAACGUGCAAGGCGUUGGGAGGAUAUGACACCACUUGUAGACCUGACACCUUACUCAACACAACUGUUAAAGCUGGUCCUUCAAGCCCUGAAGUGUAUGUCACAGGGGUACAUCUUCAGCUCUGUCCUUGUGGUUAUGGACUGCAAUGUCAUUCAGGAAGCUGUCAGUUCCAGGAGAGUGCAAAUCCAGUACAGGUGCCUCAACAUCCUAGACUGCCCCAGAGGAGCGAGUCACAUCCAGCACAGGUGCCUCAACAUCCAAGACUGCCCCAGGGGAGCAAGUCACAUCCAGCACAGGUGCCUCAACAUCCAAGACUGCCCCAGGGGAGCGAGUCACAUCCAGCACAGGUGCCUCAACAUCCUAGACUGCCCCAGGGGAGUGAGUCACAUCCAGCACAGGUGCCUCAACAUCCGAGGCUGCCCCAGGGGAGUGAGUCACAUCCAGCACAGGUGCCUCAACAUCCGAGGCUGCCCCAGGGGAGCGAGUCACAUCCAGCACAAGUGCCUAGACUGCCCCAGGGGAGCGAGUCACAUCCAGCACAAUUGCCAAAACGUGAUGGUGCACAGUAACAUUAGUUGUGAAAUAUAUCACUCAUUGUCAGAGGUUCCCACGAUUUAUCAGAUACUAUGAUGUACCCCUUUAUACUAACUGUGAAUGAUGAAGUGAUGAUGUAGUUCAUGUUUGACUUGUUCAAAAAUUUACAGGUAAAUAAUAAAGAGUAUCAGAAAUCUGACACAUACUUUUUUCCCAUUAGCUUGUC
Messenger RNA from Macrosteles quadrilineatus (aster leafhopper), 994 nucleotides. RefSeq lists its product as uncharacterized. NCBI's taxonomy places the organism in Eukaryota, Metazoa, Arthropoda, Insecta, Hemiptera, Cicadellidae. Bases 87 to 803 code for a protein of 238 amino acids. The transcript has 3 exons. The record is from RefSeq and is a predicted model, not a curated record.